CAGAGCGUGGAGGGCCCAGAAUUGGCCGCUGGUUGCCAUGUGUAGGAAUCGGAUUUGGCUUGAGCUCCGACGCCGACUGACCACGAGACCCACUGGACCCAUACAAGAGAGUCGACGAGCGCAAAAGUCAUUCACCAUUCUCUGUGAAGGACUACAUUCGCAUUCACAUCCAGACCUAGACAGCACAUAGAGAGCGAACAGGAUACUUCUCACCACUCUCCAUUGACCUGAAUUUGCUCCGGUUCCACUACGAAUACAACAUGCCUUUCAACACUGCGCUCACCCGCAAGCUCGGGAUCAAAGUCCCUGUUGUCCAAGGUGGCAUGCAAUGGGUCGGAUACGCCGAACUCGCAUCCGCUGUCUCCAACGCCGGCGGUCUCGGAAUUAUCACGGCGCUUACUCAACCCACUCCCGAUGACUUGCGCAAGGAGAUUCGCAAGUGCAAGAGCAUGACCAAGAAGCCGUUCGGUGUCAACCUUACCCUCCUACCCUCGAUCAACCCACCGGACUACCCAGCGUAUGCGCAAGCCAUCAUCGACGAGGGUAUUCGGAUCGUGGAGACUGCAGGAAACUCGCCUGGCCCGAUCAUCAAACAGCUCAAGGCUGCCUCGCCGCCUUGCGUCAUUCUUCACAAGUGCACCACUAUCCGACAUGCGCUGAGUGCUGUGAAGUUGGGAGUGGACUUCCUCAGCAUUGAUGGCUUUGAGUGCGCCGGACACGUCGGCGAGACAGAUAUCACAAACUUGAUCUUGUUGAGCAAGUCACGACAGGUCGUGCCCAUCCCAUUCAUCGCAUCUGGUGGAUUCUGCGAUGGAUACGGUCUUGCCGCUGCGCUGAACUUGGGUGCGGAGGGCAUCAACAUGGGCACCCGAUUCAUGUGCACCGUAGAGGCGCCCAUCCACUGGAACAUCAAGGAGGCCAUCGUUGGCGCCCAGGAGACAGACACACAACUCGUGUUGCGCAAGUGGAGGAACACCUCCCGAUUGUUCAAGAACGAGACUUCGACUAAGGCCUACGAAAUUGAGAACGACCCGAAGACGACCGAAUUCAAGGAUGUCCAACCGUGGGUCAGCGGACAGCGAGGUCGUCAAGUAUUUUUGAACGGUGACAAGGACUACGGUGUAUGGACUGCUGGUCAAGUCGUUGGUCUGAUCAACGAUAUUCCCACCUGCGCCGACCUGGUCUCGCGGAUAGAGCGGGAGGCUGUGGAGAGCUUGAAGAAGGUCCAGAGCCUGAUUGUGGAUGAGAAGGACAUCCCUGCGAAGUUGUGAUGGGUUGAUUGAUCAUGUAGAAAAGACAAGAUUUAUGAACAGAAUUUCCAAUAAGGUGACCUCCAUCGGAUGGCCAAAUCUGCACAGAGCAUCAAUGUAAUCUGCAGGUGCCCCGGUGACCCAGGAUCCAUCGUCACAUGCAAUGCAGGACAG
Molecule: messenger RNA, 1424 nt
Organism: Dissoconium aciculare CBS 342.82
Lineage: Eukaryota; Fungi; Ascomycota; Dothideomycetes; Mycosphaerellales; Dissoconiaceae
Product: inosine monophosphate dehydrogenase
Exons: 4
Coding region: 261-1271 (336 amino acids)
Molecular function (GO): nitronate monooxygenase activity
Source: RefSeq, a predicted model, not a curated record